This is a messenger RNA of Leptopilina boulardi, 990 nucleotides long. RefSeq lists its product as uncharacterized. Gene Ontology annotation, molecular function: nucleic acid binding. NCBI's taxonomy places the organism in Eukaryota, Metazoa, Arthropoda, Insecta, Hymenoptera, Figitidae. The transcript has a single exon. The record is from RefSeq and is a predicted model, not a curated record. Gene Ontology annotation, biological process: DNA integration. Bases 1 to 990 code for a protein of 329 amino acids.
AUGGGUGAUCUUCCUAAAAUUCGAGUCAAUCAAGCUCGUCCGUUUUCCCACGUAGGAAUCGAUUAUUGUGGUCCUUUCUUUAUAAAAGAAAAAAAAUACCGUAAUCGAACAAAAAUUAAGAUAUAUAUAGCGGUUUUUGUUUGCCUCGUGGUAAAAGCUGUACAUUUGGAGGUAGUAAGUGACGUGAGCACUGAAACCUUCUUAGGCGCACUGAGAAGAUUCAUCGGGCGACGCGGCAAACCUAAUGUCAUCAGCUCAGACAAUGGGUCAAAUUUUAUAGGUGCCAAUAACGAGCUAAAAGAUCUCGGCAAUCUUCUCCGAUCUGAAAAAUUCAAUGAACAAACCGCUCACAUCCUGAAUGACCAAGGGAUUGAAUGGAAGUUCAUCCCUCCCUUAUCUCCUCACUUCGAAGGAAUUUGGGAAUCCGCGGUUAAAAGUUUUAAACAUCAUUUCAAACGAGUCGUGAAAGAUGUUUUGUUCACAUUCGAAGAAAUAAAUACGUUUGUCAUCGAGAUCGAAGCGGUAUUAAAUUCUCGCCCACUUACCCCCAUUUCGAACGAUCCUAAUGACGUUAUCGCCCUCACUCCUGGCCACGUCCUUAUUGGCGAUUCGUUAACAAGCCUACCUGAAUUGAAUUUUAAAUUAACACCAACACCACGAUUAUCGAGAUGGCAACACCUCCAAAAGAUGCGGCAAGACUUUUGGAAUAGGUCGCAUAAAGAAUACCUAAAUGGACUCAACAUGCGUCACAAAUGGAAAAGUGGAAAUCACCGAAUUCGAGAUGGCACCAUUGUCAUCUUAAAAGAAGAUAACACUUCUCCUCUGCAAUGGGUUUUGGGUCGAGUUACAAAAAUAUUCCCAGGAUCCGACGGCGUCAUUCGGACCGUAAUUGUCAAACGUUUAAAGGCGAAUUUAAACGCAAAGUUCGAAAAUUGGCCCCGUUGCCUAUCGAUGAAAACGACGGUUAAUAAAGCAGCAAACGAUACAUGA